AUGGAAGUCAGGCUCGACAAUCUUCUCGGGCAUCUGGGGAACGUGGAAAAAAUCCUGGUAUACGCAUUUGGAGUCUUCGACAGAAAUGGAUUGCCGCCGGCCCUUGAUGAAUUGCUCUUCCCUUCCAACGGAUCGAGUAAAGACCUGACGACCCUGCAAGUCUCCCACGGUCAUAACGAUGCAUUCUUCGCCUUUGACGAGGACGACCGAAUAUCACAUAUCAACACAGAGUUCCGAGACAUCGCAAGUAGCAUUGCCCAUACCUGCUCCUCACAACCUGCGAUACAAGCAGCUGCAACCUCAACUUACACUCGGUCGGAGGAAGUCACAUACAUUCUCGCAUUGGGACGAGGUCAAAGGAGACGAGCGCCAGAAUCCGACAAUGUGCGGGCGACAGUCCUCGAAAAAGAAGCUUCGUCCUGGGAGCAUUGCAAUCGCCGGCGUGUUGUCGAUGGGGCCGUCGCCCGAGAGGAACUGUAG
This is a messenger RNA of Exophiala viscosa, 480 nucleotides long. RefSeq lists its product as uncharacterized. The record is from RefSeq and is a predicted model, not a curated record. NCBI's taxonomy places the organism in Eukaryota, Fungi, Ascomycota, Eurotiomycetes, Chaetothyriales, Herpotrichiellaceae. The coding region runs from base 1 to 480 and encodes 159 amino acids. The transcript has 2 exons.